AUGUCUAUUACCAAGACCACUGUUCUCAGCCCGGAUGCACCGGCCCCCAGCCCCUUAAUGUCGCAGGCUGUCAUCUGCAAUGGGAUGGUCUACUGCUCAGGAAGCUUAGGAAUUGAUCCUAGGACAAACAAGUUUGCCGAGGGAGACGCGGCGGAUCGAACGACACAAGCAUUAAAGAACCUGGACAACAUCCUCCGCGCCGCAGGAAGCGAUCUGAGCAAGGCCGUGAAGGUGAAUAUCUUUCUGUCUAGUAUGGAACACUACGCCAAGGUGAAUGAGGCCUAUGGCAAGAUCUUUACGCAUGAGGUGAAGCCUUGUCGAACUUGCGUACCGGUUCCUGAUUUGCCCCUGAAUGCUGAGGUUGAGAUAGAGCUGAUUGCGCACUUGUAG
Molecule: messenger RNA, 390 nt
Organism: Aspergillus melleus
Lineage: Eukaryota; Fungi; Ascomycota; Eurotiomycetes; Eurotiales; Aspergillaceae
Exons: 3
Coding region: 1-390 (129 amino acids)
Cellular component (GO): mitochondrion; cytosol
Molecular function (GO): deaminase activity
Source: RefSeq, a predicted model, not a curated record